AUGCAUUUUUGUGUAAAUGAUGGGAAUAUAAUUCCGUUCAGUUCGCCUUUUCAUGUUAUUGCGAUGGCUUACUCGAAGUUCAUUGGAAACUUUGCUAAGCACUUGACGACUGGUUCAGAUAGGUUUCACAUAGACAUAAUCCCACCGCUUACUUCCAUCAUCACAAUAAAUAUUAUUCCCAAAUAUCUAUCAGACAUCGUAGCUCUAAAAGGGUUAAGCACGAAUAAGACUUGGGUCAGUAGCAAUUUACGUCAAUGGCUUUAUUGUAUCUUCUUAUAUCUUAAUGCUAUAUGUGUAGCAGAUACAUGA
Clunio marinus is the source of this 309-nucleotide messenger RNA. The record is from the annotation of a GenBank genome assembly. NCBI's taxonomy places the organism in Eukaryota, Metazoa, Arthropoda, Insecta, Diptera, Chironomidae.